AUGGAUGACAUCGCGGGCAAGGUAGUGAACCAGAGAGACACGCAGCACGAUCUGGCGGAGGUUCCUGAAGAAGGUCCGCCUAAGAAGGAGAGCGCGGCGCUGAUCUUGAGGCGGCUCACCAAGAUGGUGGAGCACCAGCUGGGAGAGCUACAGCGGCGCUUUGAAACCCUCACGCAGGAUUUCAUGGAUGAGAUGAUGCAGGCUUUGGAUGAAGAGGAGGAAGACGAGGCUCGCCCUUCAACGGAGCUGGCCCGGCAAACGUUGGCCACCCGUGCGGCGUCUCUGCCUCCCUUCGAGCGAGGCGACGCAGAGGUCGCUCCAGCUUGCUUGGCGUCGCUACCAGCUCGCAACGGGCAAAUCAAACUCGCGCGAAAGCUCGCCAUGCAGUAUGCUGAGGCGCACCGUCACGCUCUGCUGACGGCAGAAAGGCUGUUGGAGAAGGCCGAGUCGUUGGAGGAGGCCACGAACGCAUACUAUUGCAAGGCGCGGGAGGCCUUGAUGCAGGCCGGCAUGUGCCAGGCAGCCAAGGGCAAGAGAGCCCUCGGGCACGGUCUUGGACAGACAAAGGACUACUUCCAGCGGGCGGAGGCGGACUUUUUAGCCGCCGUCGAGGCCUUGCGCAGACUGCCACAGCCGAGUCAGCGCACCUCCACCAGCGGCAGCGGCGAGCUGACUGUGGAAGGCCAGCCAGUGCCUGCGGGGCUGGGUGAGUUCCUGUGCGCCAUCCAGAAGCAGGCCUGCGUGCCCGAAUGCGAGGCGGAGAUUCCAGGCGUGGGCACCAUGGCUGUCUUGGCCACGGACGAGGCCCAGCCGGCUGUGCCCCCGGCCACCGUCUCUGCGGAGGCCGAGUUGGGCAAAGAGCCCUCGUUGAGCGAGGUCUCCUCCUUGACUCAGCCCGAGUUGACCGACGUGGAAGGCUCGCCUUCCCGCGACCCGGAACUCGGCAACGAGCCGGGCGUCGAUUCCGGCGGCGUCCAUACUUUAAUCUGA
Molecule: messenger RNA, 990 nt
Organism: Effrenium voratum
Lineage: Eukaryota; Dinophyceae; Suessiales; Symbiodiniaceae
Source: the annotation of a GenBank genome assembly